AUGAGGAUCAGCGCUUGCUUCCUGAUGCUCGAAAUUGUACCUCCAAAUUUGCCUGACACAAUGACAGUCAUACGCCCUGAAAACUCGGGUAACUGGACACUACAAAUAAAAUAUCCACAACCACGCGAUUCUGGCAUCUACGAAUGCCAAAUUAAUACCGAACCAAAGAUGUCGCUUUCAUACACAUUUAAUGUCAUUGAGCUUAAAGCGAACAUUAUCGGGCCCUCGGAUUUGUAUGUGAAAAGCGGCAGCGACAUAAAUCUGACGUGCCGCAUUAUGCAGGGGCCGCACGAGUUGGGCAACAUAUUUUGGUACAAAGGCAAUGAAAUCAUUGACAUGUCAGCGAAUCUAAAUGAGAUCGACAGCGGGACGCGAAUUAGCGUCGACAGCGAUUGGACAGAUGGAUUGACAUCAAGAUUGAAAAUACGUCGUGCCAUGCCCAGUGAUACUGGUAAUUACACGUGUGUGCCAACGAUAGCGAAGACAUCCUCGGUUUAUGUGCACGUCAUAAUAGGUGAGCAUCCUGCCGCAAUGCAACACAAUUCGAGCAGCAUGUACAGCGGCAAUUUCUAUUGUAGCAUUUGCUGCAUGCUCUUCACCAUUUUCACAUGCUGUUUGCAACAUUUCCUUGCAACAACAACAGCGACAGCAACGAUACUCACUGUGGCCACAAGGAGCGCCGCCAAAUGCAGCCGAAACAACAACAGCAGCAGCAGCAGCGGCGUCAGCUAUGUAGUACCAACGACAGAGCGUAAAGUAGCAACUAAUAACAGAUGCAAUAGUCGAAUAGAAAAAAGCAGCAAUAAUAAUUGCUGUCAAAGCCACAGCCGUUACGCUAGCCACAGCCGCAGCAGCAGCCGCAGUCUCAGCCUGAGAAGCAUUAGCAUUAGUGGCGUAACCUCAAGAAGUUCGCAUGCAACACGCGCUCUCAGUAAAAUUACGAGAUGAAGAUGAAGCUGUGGCUGAACACACACACAUCCAUACACGCACACACACACACAUGAACUCACACGUAAACACGCAAACUGAAGUAGUUGGCGCAACAGUUGAUGAGUGGGCAGGUGCAAAGCUGGCUGUGGUAUUUUGCAACGUUACACGCACCACCGGACGGAGCGCAUUGAGUCGUUAGCUGGUGAGGUGGGGAGGAGCUAAGGUGGCGAGACGAAUGUUCAGCAGGAAGUGAAAGCAUUAAAGUUUAAGCACUCAAACGCUGUAAAUGUUGCAGAUCAACGUCCUACGUUUCGUUCCGCUGCUAGAAACUUGCCGCAGCUUCAGCUGAAUCGACAAUUUGGUGGCACGCGCACGAAACAAAGCUCCAUACAUAACUAAAAACGAAGGCAAAAAAAGUGAUUGUUAAGAACUGGGAACAAUGCAAGCGAACGCACGAAAAUGGAGGAUACUUUGCAAGCAGCAUUUAGUGCCACACUGGCAUUGAAAGAAAACUGAGUAGUAGGCGGAGUUGCGCUGUUCCUUUAUGACCAGUUCACCGCCGAAUUGGGUGCGCGUGUGCCAGUAUUUUGCACAUUUCUUCAUUCGAUGAGAUCUGCGCCAAUUCACUUCUGGAAGUUGCAAUUUUUAAGGAAUUACUUAUACAUACACACCCACACCCACAAAUGAAAGGAACUACUGAUAAUAAGUUAAGUUGUAGAGAAACACACAC
Messenger RNA from Anastrepha ludens (Mexican fruit fly), 1660 nucleotides. RefSeq lists its product as uncharacterized. The transcript is spliced from 6 exons. Gene Ontology annotation, cellular component: neuron projection membrane. The record is from RefSeq and is a predicted model, not a curated record. Bases 1 to 948 code for a protein of 315 amino acids. Lineage: Eukaryota; Metazoa; Arthropoda; Insecta; Diptera; Tephritidae. Gene Ontology annotation, biological process: synapse organization.